AUGGCUGCGGUGAUGCCUGGAUUAGAUAGGCGGGGUGGCGAGCCGCGACCGGUCUCUCGCUCGCGCAGCAGCAGCCGUCCGGCGGUUGACUGUCCCCAGUUCCUCACCAGGCACCGGCCUGCAGCCGCAGGAGGUCCGCCGAUUCCGGAAGUGUAUGAACGGAAGCGAGUACUCGGCAAGGGCGGGUUCGCGGUGGUUUUCGAGGUCGUGCGGCGGAGUGAUGGCACCGCAUGGGCAUGCAAGGUUGUCAACAAGGCCUCCCUCGUGAAGCCGCGGGCGAAGGCCAAACUGAAGACGGAGAUCGAGAUUCACGAGCAGCUCAUUCACACCCACGUGGUGCGGUACGUCGACGCGUGGGACGACGACCAGAACGUGUACAUUUUGAUGGAGCUCUGCUCUGGCAAGAACUUGGCCGACAUCGUCAAGGCGAGGGGCAGGCUGGACGAGAGGACGGCGGCGGUGUACGUGGAGCAGAUCCUGGACGCGAUGUACUUUCUCAUGAAGAGCAAGGUCAUCCACAGGGACCUGAAGCUCUCCAACCUGUUCCUGGACGAGCGCGGGCGCAUCAAGAUCGGGGACUUCGGCCUCGCAUGCAUGCUCAAGUACGACGGCGAGCGCAAGACGACCAUCUGCGGGACCCCGAACUACAUCGCUCCGGAGGUGCUGGCCGGGCGGGAGGGGCACAGCUACGAGGUGGACGUGUGGUCGCUCGGGGUGAUCAUCUACGCGAUGCUGGUGGGGCGGCCGCCGUUUGAGACGGACGACGUCAAGCGCACGUACCGCCGGAUCCGCAACAACGCGUACAGCUUUCCCGACACCGUCUACGUCGCGGAGGACGCGCGCCUGCUCGUCAGCUCCAUCCUGCAGCAGAAGCCGUGGAUGCGCCCCACGCUCGCCGACAUCUACAACUCGGCCUGGCUGCGCCGCGUGCGGGGCGCGCCGCCGCCGCCGGGCCACUGGUCGCACGUGCAGGUCGUGCCGUCGCCCGCGCGCGCCCCCGCCGCGCACGCCCCCGCACGGCACCCCAUCGAGGACCUCCUCCGGUCCCCCGCCUCGGUGCGGUCGCCCCUCAAGCCCAUCCCCGAGCGCCAACAGUACGGCGUGGGCCGGGAGAACAGCGCCAAGCGCAACCUGCUGGGCAGCGGACUGGCGGGCCCGCGCGGCGCGGAGAACGUCGCCCCCGCGGCGUCGGCGUCCACGCAGCGCGUCGAGAGGGCGGCGCUGACGCCGCAGUCGCAGGGCACCGUCGAGCUCCGGCCGGAGUGCAGGCCCACCACUGCCGCGGAGCGCACCCCGCAGAGCACGUUCGCGGGGCUGCCUCCCGCGGGGCUCCCCGGACAGGUUGCGCGGCCCGCCAGCGCGCGCACGCCACGCCACGGGGGCGAGGCUGCGCCGGGGCCGUACGCCGCGGGGGUGUUUUCCCAGCACAACUCCAGGUCGGCCAGCCCGAUCCGCGGCGCGCCGGAAUCGGCCGCGCCGGUGCAGCUGCAGCAGGCGCAGAAGAACUUCGACGAGGCGUUCGGCGCGGUGCCGUCCGCGAGGACGGAUGCGACUGGUUCCCGCGCGCAGGUCCUGCCCUCCGCGCGGGUGGAGAGCAGGUGCCACGUGGUGUCCUGGGUGGACUACUCGAGCAAGUACGGCGUGGGGUACCUCACGAGCGCGGGCGGCAUCGGCGUCCUGUUCAACGACGCGUCGCGGAUCCUCCUCCUGCCGUCCCGCACACACCUGCAGUACAUCCCCCGACGCGGCGCCGCCGCGGAGGACCAGGGGGUGUUCCGCGUCGGCGAGGCGCUGCCGGACGACCGGGACCUGAACAAGAAGGUCACGCUCCUGUGGCACUUCGAGAAGUACCUCCUGCGGCCUGACUCGAGGGGCGUGGCCUACGCCGCGCAGACCAAGGGCCGCGCCGGGGCGGAGCGCGUGCUGGCGGGGCGCGAGACGGCGUCGGGGGCGUCCAGCAAGGCGGACGCGGCGCGGGAGCUGCAGGGCAUGGCGCAGGCCAAGAAGUGGCUGCGCACGAAGCACGCGAUGAUUUUCCGCCUGAACAACAAGACCAUCCAGGUGGAGUUCUUCGACGCGUCGGGGCUGGUGCUGGCCUCGGAGGGCGGCGACGUGACGUACACGGACAAGACGGGCAGGACGCAGCACCUGCGGCUGGACCGCCUGCCCGAGGACCCGCAUCUGCUCAAGCGCCUGCGGUACUGCAAGGACGUGCUGUCCUCGCUGGUGUCCGCAGCCAGCUGA
Molecule: messenger RNA, 2244 nt
Organism: Pedinophyceae sp. YPF-701
Lineage: Eukaryota; Viridiplantae; Chlorophyta; Pedinophyceae
Source: the annotation of a GenBank genome assembly